UCUGCAUCUGUCUUAGUGUGGGGCUGUGGUGCAGGCAGAUGACAUGGGGAAAGGUUUCUACAUCAGUAAACCUGUUGGGAUAGUUUCUAUUAUCCUGUGUGCAGGAGCUCUGGCAACUAUCAUAGCUCUGUCUGUUGUUUACUCAGAGGAAAAGGCCAAAAAUAAUAAUCAAGUCUCACCAACGGAUGGAGGAACAACAUCCAAACCCCCUGUUACUACACUUGCUCCAUCCAAUGAACCAUGGGACAAGUAUCGACUGCCAAAGAACCUGGUGCCAGACCACUAUAAUCUCACCCUGUGGCCACGACUGACUCCAGAUCUGACAACUGGACUCUAUAUCUUUACUGGUGAGUCCACUGUGGAGUUUGAGACCACCGAAGAGACUGACCUGAUUCUUAUCCACUCCAGUAAACUGAACUACACCAUACUGGAAAACGGCCACUUGGCAAGGCUCACCUCAGUCAAUAGUGGAGUCAGAGUUCCUCUAAUCAAGGUCUCCUGGCUCCAGAGUGUGACUCAGUACCUGGUCCUGCAGCUGGAUGGCAAACUUAUGACGGGCCACAGGUACCACCUCUACACCAAAUUCACUGGAGAGCUGGCUGAUGACCUGGGAGGCUUCUACAGGAGUGAAUACAUGGAGGAUGGAGUGAAAAAGGUUGUUGCGACCACUCAGAUGCAGCCAACAGAUGCCAGGAAGGCUUUCCCCUGUUUCGACGAGCCAGCAAUGAAAGCUAUUUUCUAUAUCACUCUGAUCCAUGACCGUGGAACUGUAGCCCUGUCCAAUGGAGAGGAAAAAGAAUCAAGUCCUGUCACCAUCGAUAACCAACAUGUGCAGAAGACAGUUUUUGAGCCAACUGAGAAAAUGUCCACCUACCUGCUGGCAUUCAUCGUCAGCGACUUUGACUUCAUCAAUAAUACCAUAGAUGGAGUUUGGAUCCGUAUCUUUGCCCGGAAGCCUGCUAUUGCUGCUGGACAAGGAGAGUAUGCCCUCAACAAAACUGGACCCAUCCUGAAGUUCUUUGAGAAAUACUACAACUCCAGCUACCCUCUGCCCAAAUCUGAUCAGAUUGCUCUCCCAGACUUUAAUGCUGGAGCCAUGGAGAACUGGGGUCUGAUCACAUACAGAGAGACAGCGCUGCUCUAUGAUAAAGAGUUCUCCUCCAACUCCAACAAACAAAGGAUUGCUACCAUCAUUGCUCAUGAACUGGCUCACAUGUGGUUUGGUAAUCUGGUGACCCUGAGGUGGUGGAAUGACUUGUGGCUGAAUGAAGGCUUUGCAUCUUAUGUUGAGUACCUGGGAGCACACGAAGCUGAACCAGACUGGAAUGUGAAAGACCUUAUUGUGCUCGGUGACGUGCACAGGGUGUUUGCUGUCGAUGCCCUGGCCUCCUCUCACCCGCUGUCCUCUAAAGAAGAGGACAUCCAGAAACCCGCACAGAUCAGUGAGCUGUUUGAUGCCAUCUCAUACAGCAAGGGAGCAUCUGUUCUGAGGAUGUUGUCAGAUUUCCUAACUGAAGAGGUCUUCACAAUGGGACUCAGGACCUACCUAUCUGAAUUUGCGUUUGGCAAUGCAGUCUACACAGACCUAUGGAAACAUUUACAGAUGGCUGUAGAUGCUAAUGGUACUGAACUCCCUGACACUGUCCAUAACAUCAUGAACACCUGGGUGCUGCAGAUGGGCUUUCCUGUGGUUACCAUAGAUACUAAAACUGGGGUCGUAUCCCAGAAACACUUUCUCCUGGAUCCCGACUCUGAAGUCACAGCUCCAUCUCCCUUCAACUAUGAGUGGAUCGUUCCAAUCAAAUGGAUGAAGACUGGAGCUGUCCAGUCACCUUAUUGGCUAAGGGGGAAAUCAGCCACAAAUGAUGCGAUGAAGGCAUUAGGGACUGAGUGGGUGCUGGCCAACCUCAAUGUUGUGGGCUACUACAGAGUCAACUAUGAUGAAGAAAACUGGGGCAGACUGCUCAAUGGUCUGAGCACCAAUCAUCAGCUUAUUCCAGUGAUCAACAGAGCUCAGUUGGUAGAUGAUGCCUUCAACCUGGCCAGAGCAAAGAUCAUCUCUACAGUGCUGGCCCUCAACACCACCAAGUACUUGGACAAGGAGAGAGAAUAUAUGCCCUGGGAGUCAGCCCUGAACAACCUGGACUUCUUCUACCUCAUGUUUGACCGCAGUGAGGUUUACGGGCCCAUGCAGGAUUAUCUGAGGAAACAGGUCACCCCUCUGUUUAACUACUACAAGACUUUGACUGAAAACUGGAGCAAAGUACCUGAUGGACACAUGGACCAGUACAACCAGGUGAAUGCUAUCAGCCUGGCCUGCAGGACAGGCCUCGAGGAAUGCCAAAAUCUGGCCAAGACAUGGUUCAAACAAUGGAUGGACACAAACAACAAUCAGAUCCACCCCAACCUACGUUCCACUGUGUACUGUAAUGCCAUUGCAGCAAGUGGCGCUAAUGAGUGGGAGUUUGCUUGGUCACAGUUUAAGAAUGCCACCAUUGCUACUGAAGCUGACAAACUCCGUUCUGCCCUGGCCUGCACUAAGCAGCCCUGGCUGCUCAACAGGUACCUAGAGUACACUCUGGAUCCAAAAAUGAUCCGAAAGCAGGAUGCCACCUCCACCAUUGUCUACAUAGCUAACAAUGUGAUUGGUCAGUCUCUGGCAUGGGACUUUGUCAGGGCUCGAUGGUCAUACAUUUUCACUCAGUAUGGUGGUGGAUCAUUCUCUUUCUCCAACCUCAUCAAUGGAGUCACUAAACGUUUUUCCACUGAAUUUGAGCUUCAACAGCUGAAGCAGUUCAAGGAAGAUAAUGCUGAGGUGGGUUUCGGCUCUGGUACCCUGGCAGUGGAUCAGUCCAUUGAGAGAACCACCGCCAACAUAAAAUGGAUUGCAGAGAACAAGCAGAAUGUUCUGAAUUGGUUCAGGGAUGAAACGAAGCCAGUGUUCUAGAGCUUUAUUUAUUUCACACAUUUUCAAAAUGUUCUUUUUUCAUCAAAAUAAAUUUUGCUUUGAGGAAGAGAAGAUUUAACACAACUUUGCUUGCUAAGCCUUUGUUGUACUGUACCUCUGUGUGGUUAAAAUUAAGUUAGAAUAACAAUGUAUUUGAUAUCCUUGAAAGUUGAAAUGUACAAAUUAAUUUUGAUAAUUAAAGUUGGAUACAGGGCCAGAGAGGACUUGAAUAAAGAGGUUUUUUUAUUUUUCAUAUCAGUUUUAAAUAUAAUCUACUUUAAUCCUUGAAAUGACAAAAUAACAGUUUAGUGAUGAUCAGAAAAGAGUGUCAAUGCUUUUAAAGCCUGUUCUCACAAAAUGUUUUCUGGUAAUUUUGGGAUAAUUAUUUAGUCAUCUUGUAAUCACAGCAUUAACUGACUAUGUUUUAAAUCUAAGCCAGCACAUAAACGUGUCCUCUUUGGCCUCACAUCAAAAUGAACUGACUGAAAGAAACUGUAUUUUUACACCAUAUUUUUCCUCUGUAUUUAAUAUUCACCCCUUAAAAUGUUUUUUUUUUUUAACACAGCCCCUCCUUAUUAAGAAUUAAUGUUUAAGAUAUUUCUUGUCCUAAUACAGAAUAUUACUUAAUGAUACUGAUAAAACUGGAUGUUAUUGAAGACAUUCAAUAACAUCCAGUUUGAAGACAUUCUUUUAUUUAUUGUUCAGAAUUUGCAAGAGUUUUAUAUUUUUUCUUAUUAUGAUGACUGGCUGCUAUCAGCAUGUAACUCUGAAUGAGCAAAAGAACUGUGAUAGGGUUCAUCUAUCUGUCCAGCUUGUGCUGACACUGAACAUUUUUAGAUUUGAGACUGAAAAUAACACAUCUAUUAAGAAUUGACUGUUGUAUGUAUGUAUUUUUGGUUAAUGUUAAUGUUCCCAUAUCCAGUUAUUAUCUGCACUGACUGAUUAUGUUCCCUCAUAAAUGUGCUUUUAUGUUCUGAAAUUGCAGCACUAAAUGUUUGACCCAUGAACACUGUGAGACAAAGACAAUAAAACUGUAAAUUUCAUACCCA
This is a messenger RNA of Lates calcarifer (barramundi perch), 3996 nucleotides long. RefSeq names its product aminopeptidase N. Bases 44 to 2947 code for a protein of 967 amino acids. The record is from RefSeq and is a predicted model, not a curated record. Gene Ontology annotation, cellular component: cytoplasm. The transcript has 21 exons. Gene Ontology annotation, biological process: peptide catabolic process; proteolysis. Gene Ontology annotation, molecular function: peptide binding; zinc ion binding; metalloaminopeptidase activity. Lineage: Eukaryota; Metazoa; Chordata; Actinopteri; Centropomidae.